UCUGAUCUGAUACAGUGGUGUGGUGUCACCAUGCAUGCUUCCACACUUUCUACAGCUGGCAUUCUUACCAUUCUUUUGUUUGGAGGGUUUGCCCUAUAAAGAAAGGUUGUGCGAUACAGCAGCGCCGAGACCUGAGAGGAUCCGGCGAUAUUUGCGCAGAUCAACUGGUGUGUGUGUGUGAUAGAGAGGUACACCAACAGGGACAAUGUGGAAUUGUCCAAAAUGUCCGGGGGUGCGACGAGGCCUCUCCAUGUUCACGGGCAUGGUGGAGUGUUUGUGUUUUGCAGGGAUCCUCUUUGGCUGGGCCUCGCUUGAUUUUAUCUUGAAGACGCAGGGCUUCUUCGGCUCCUUUUGUGUCAACGCCACGGGAAUAAACGGCUCGCAGGUCCUAGACUGCCGGGGACAGGAUGAGCAGUUCUCGCUGGUCUUCACCAUCGCAUCCUUCAUGAUCAAUUUUGUCACCCUCCUCAACGGUUUCAUCUUCGAUCGCUUUGGGACAACGGUGGCUCGAGUCUACGCAAUAUGCUUUCACCUCAUGGGCACCUUGAUGGUUGCCUUCUCCACUCCAGCUCGAGCCGCUCUGCUUUUCCCGGCUCUUUCCUUCAUCGCUGUGGGUGGCAGUAUGUUGCUCCUCACCAACUUCCAGGUGGCAAAUCUGUUCCCCAACAAUCGGUCCACCGUCAUCACUCUUCUCAACGGGGCUUUUGACUCUUCCCCAGCAAUCUUCCUCAUCAUUAAGUUGGUAUUUGAGGCUGGAAUAUCUCUUCGAGACAGUUUCCUGUUCCUGUCAGCCUGCAGCAUCAUACACGUGCUGAGGACUGUCUUCCUGUUACCCAGACUCAUCAUUCCAUACCCUCUUCCAGAUCACUACACAUUUGGGUUGACCUGUGGAAAAUCAAAGAAGUCAGAAGAGUCCGUGAAUUUUGACCCUCAGACAACAGAUGAAGUGCAACAUGUAAACAAGGAACCAGCGACACCAGAAAAAACCUUCCGCGAGUGCGUUCUCUCCAGAUUCUUCCUUUUUUCUGUAAUUUGGUUGUCUGUGAUCCAACUGAGAAAUUAUCUGUUCAUUGGGACUCUCAACCCCACGCUGCAGAGGCUGACUAAUGGAGAUUCCUCACUCGUCAGCAAGUACACCGACGCCUUUGCGUUCACACAACUGUGUGCGGUGCUGUGUGGUCCCUGGAAUGGUCUUAUCCUGGACAGACACAAACGUAAACCCCGGGUGAAAGGGAUGAGUGACGAGGAAGCGGACUUGCGCUCCACGGUUCUGUCUCUCUUCCUGACGGCCUUGUUUUCCUUGGUUUUCUCCAUUUGUGCUACCAUCCCUGUACUACCUCUUCAGUACUUCACCUUCGUGAUGGCUGUGAUCAAUAAUGCCUUCCUGUAUGGCGGCUUAGUGGCUUUCAUCAGUGUGGCUUUCCCACCUUGUCACUUCGGCAAGUUGUACGGACUCGAAAUGUGUCUGGGAGCCAUCUUCUCCUUACUGCAGUACGCCUGCUUCGCUUUAGUGGAGUCCGUCCUGGAAGGAGAUCCCUUAUAUGUGAGUAUCGUCCUCACGGACCAAGGAGGGCUGAGGCUUCAUCACAGAGCAGAUGACAAAUGGCUGACAAAUCCCCCAUGUGACUGCAGUUAUGUGGAGAGGCGCAGCCGGCAAACGAGCAGCGGAGCAGGGCACGCUGGAGCCCUGCCCAAGUUGGCGGCAAGAGGGCGGAGAAUGCGGCUGAGCGGAGAGGCGGGGCGUGCAGGAAACGACGCCGCAAUCUAAUUCAGGUGCGUGGAUCGCGCACCGGCACACGAUUAACAUUUCUCCUUACGCUGCAUAAAAGGGGAGAAGGAGGAGAGAUCGGGGCAGAAGGAGUUGGAGAGCCUCCAACAACAGAUAAAGAGCGGCAGCAGUGAAAGCAAAGAGCAGACAAGAACGACGACGACGGCGGCUGAAAAGCGGACCGUGAGCGAGCAGUGGAGAGGAGCAGCUGAAAAGCGAUUCAACCUGGCAAGCGAAAGCUAUAUUGCAAAAUAAACGAGAGUCAAACCUG
Messenger RNA from Nerophis ophidion (straightnose pipefish), 2039 nucleotides. RefSeq names its product equilibrative nucleobase transporter 1-like. Bases 206 to 1768 code for a protein of 520 amino acids. The transcript is spliced from 13 exons. Gene Ontology annotation, biological process: transmembrane transport. Gene Ontology annotation, molecular function: transmembrane transporter activity. The record is from RefSeq and is a predicted model, not a curated record. Lineage: Eukaryota; Metazoa; Chordata; Actinopteri; Syngnathiformes; Syngnathidae.